AAUUUCUCACUGUUGACUGCUUGCUAUUUCCGCUUCCGUGUCGGAAGUCAGAUUUCCUUGUUUUGUUAUCAUAUCGUGUGUUGUUUGUAAACGACAGUGCGACGUUUGACACCUGAUCCAGUGAUUGACUUCUUGAAAAUAAAGUGGUGAAAGUUUGGUGGCCCGCGUGUUGCGCCUGGAAGCCAGGUGAUCAUGUCGUUCCAGCUCAACAUGCCGCCGUCUGCUGUGGCCAGGAAGCUGAAGCAGGAGCAGGGGGAGGAUGGGGACGAGCCUCGCAAACAGUCGAGGGAGGAGUGGAAGAAGGAGAGGGAACUGGAGGAGAUGAGGAAGGCCGGUACCGCGCCCGCCAUGAAGGAUGAGGAGGGGAAGGUCCUGUGGCCGUGAAGUUCCGGAAGGGGGCGUGUGCCAACUGUGGAGCCAUGACACACAAGAAGAAAGACUGUCUGGAGCGGCCGAGGAAGGUGGGUGCGAAAUUCACAGGGGCCAUGAUCGCACCAGACGAACACGUUAUCCCACAGCUCAAGAUGAACUACGAGGGCAAGCGCGACAUGUGGAAUAAUUUUGACGCGGAAGAGCACCAGAAACGACUGCAGGACGAGUACAAGGAGAUAGAGGAGGCUAAGAGAGCGCUGAAGGAAAAGUCUCUGGACGAGUCACUCAUGACAGGGAAAGGACCGACCGACGCUGAGAAUGGGGAAGCGGCCAGCGACGGGGAGGAUGAGGACAAACACUACACAGAGGAGAUGGACAUGCCGGGCCAGAAGUUUGAGACCAAGCAGAGGAUCACAGUCCGCAACUUGAGGAUUAGGGAGGACACCGCCAAG
Aplysia californica (California sea hare) is the source of this 824-nucleotide messenger RNA. Its product is annotated as pre-mRNA-splicing factor SLU7. Gene Ontology annotation, cellular component: spliceosomal complex. Gene Ontology annotation, biological process: mRNA splicing, via spliceosome. Gene Ontology annotation, molecular function: pre-mRNA 3'-splice site binding. The record is from RefSeq and is a predicted model, not a curated record. NCBI's taxonomy places the organism in Eukaryota, Metazoa, Mollusca, Gastropoda, Aplysiida, Aplysiidae.